GAAGACAGAUCCGCGCUUCUUUGACCAUACAUAUCAGAACUAGUAGUCCAGGACAUUCAGAAUUACAACCGCACUUACAUCAACGGCUUGAUUGUGCGCGAGAAGAGAUUAUCUUACCGGUGGGAAUGAUCGUUGGUAAAGGUGCAUGUAAUUUACGUUCAAUAGAAGAUACCUUUACAAAAAUUCAUGUCGACAAAGAUUCUUCGACCAUACUCAUCAGAGCUAGCAAUCGGUGGCAUUCGGAGCAAAACCCUCCUUUAAACCAGCGACUUGAUAAUGCGCGGAAGGUUAAAUUGCUAUUAUUGUCACUGCAGAAAUAUUUCAAAAAUAAACAAGAACAGAAUGAGGUAAAGAGGAAUGAGAAUAAACUGGAGAGAGAUAAACCAGGAAAAGAUGCAACGAAAGGAUAUAAGGACGGUUUUGCAAUUGUUGAUACCUGCCUUAGUUGGAAAAGUUCACAACUACCCUUGUUUAUUGGAAAAUCAGGUUCUAAUACAUAUACUGAUCCGACUGAUUACAAUAAAUAUCCAUGCUAUGACUCAAAAUCACUCGGACAGCCUACUUGGAUAAAAUGA
Molecule: messenger RNA, 575 nt
Organism: Acaulospora morrowiae
Lineage: Eukaryota; Fungi; Glomeromycota; Glomeromycetes; Diversisporales; Acaulosporaceae
Source: the annotation of a GenBank genome assembly